GCCAUGAAAGUCCUAAUCAUGGUCGUCUUUCUUGGGUAUAUUUCGAUACUGAUAAUGAUGCCCACCAACACUUUCUACUUGCGCUGGAUGCCAAACAUUCGCAGCAAAACCCAGUCCACGUACUUCGGACAACAAGGAGCGAGUCUUCUGAUAUACGCCUUCCCCAUUCUAUUCAUUGCCACAUUGGGUGCUUUCUAUUCGCAUCUAAGGAAGAGAGGCAUAGAUCACAGCGACUCAAGGAGCUGCCGGUACCACUCAUGGAAGAUGCCCGCGUUGGUCAAAGGCCCUCUAGGAAUCGUUUCUUGGAUAGAGCUCGCCUUCUUGGCCAUGUUCUCAGCUCUAUUAGUAUGGUCUUUCUCCUCUUACUUGCAUGCUAUGUUUGCAAAUGUUGCGCAAGAGGCGAUCCAAGAAAGGGAGCGAGUGUGGGAUGUAAGGCUAGAUAGUGCAGCUCUGUUGCUUGGCCUGGUUGGGAACAUCUGCUUAGCCUUCUUGUUCUUCCCAGUCACGAGAGGAUCCUCAGUUUUGCAGUUCAUUAGUGUGACCUCUGAGGCGAGUGUCAAGUACCACAUCUGGCUUGGCCACGUUACCAUGACUCUCUUCACCGCGCAUGGCUUGUGCUAUGUCAUUUUCUGGGUCAAUACUCAACAAAUCUUAGAGAUGAUAAAAUGGGACAAGGUUGGAAUUUCCAAUGUGGCCGGGGAAAUCUCGUUACUGGCCGGAGUGGUAAUGUGGGCAACUGCGUUUCAGCGAAUUAGGAGAAAGAUAUUCGAACUCUUCUUCUACACUCACUACCUGUACAUUAUUUUCGUCCUGUUUUUCGUACUUCAUGUUGGGUUUUCCACUGCCUGCGUCAUGCUUCCUGGUCUCUAUCUCUUCUUAAUCGAUCGAUGCCUGCGAUUCUUGCAAUCCCAACAGAAGAUUCAGCUUGUUUGCGCUCGGGUGCUACCCUGUCAAGCAGUUGAAUUGAACUUUUCGAAGAGUCCAGGAUUGAGCUAUUCUCCAACUAGCACAGUGUUUCUCAACAUCCCUAGCAUAUCGAAGCUGCAAUGGCAUCCUUUCACUAUUACAUCAAGUAGUAAUUUGGAUUGCGACAAGCUAAGCAUAGUGGUAAAAAGCGAAGGAAGAUGGACUAAGAUGUUGUAUGAGACCGUAUCCUCUUCCUCACCUGUAGAGAGGCUUGAGAUUUCGCUUGAAGGGCCAUAUGGACCUCCUUCGACCGAUUUGCUGAGGCACGACAUGCUGGUGAUGAUUAGUGGAGGGAGUGGCAUCACGCCUUUCAUUUCCAUCAUCCGGGAGCUCCUCUUCACAGCUAACACGGCAAGUCAUAAGGCUCCACGAAUUCUUCUCAUUUGUGCAUUCAAGAAAGAACUUGAUCUGGCCAUGCUGGAACUCCUCCUCCCUGUUUCAGGCACGAAUCUCGACAUAUCCUGCCUUCACCUUCAAAUUGAAGCCUAUGUGACAAGAGAGAAAGAGACUGUAAAAGAUGAUCAGGAGCUCAUCCGAACCGUGUGGCUCAAGCCUAACACAAAUGAUGUACCAGUUUCUGCAGUUCUAGGUAGCAGAAGCUGGCUGUGGCUAGGAUUAAUAAUUUCAUCAUCCUUUGCUAUAUUCCUAGUACUUGUUGGAAUUAUAACACGAUAUUACAUAUACCCGACUGAACGUGACUCGAACGGAAUUUACUCGGAUGCUUCCAGAGCUGCUCUGUACAUGGUGUUUGCUUGCGUCUGCAUAGCUGCAAGUGCCACCGGUGCUUUUCUUUGGAACAAGAAACAGAGUUUGAGAGAAGCAGUGCAGAUACAAGACAUGAAAACCCCACCAACAGCAUCACCAGUUGCCAGAGUCGACGACGGUGACUGGGAGUUGGAAAGCCUCCCUCGCCAAACGCUCAUUCAAACAACCAAUGUGCACUAUGGCGAAAGGCCCAACCUCAAGAAGAUUUUGCUGGGCAUUGAAGGGUCGAGCAUCGGAGUGCUUGUUAGUGGUCCGCGGAAGAUGAGACAAGAUGUAGCUGAUGUAUGUUCAUCUGGGUUGAUAUCCAACCUACACUUCCAGUCCAUUAGUUUUAGCUGGUGA
Eucalyptus grandis is the source of this 2073-nucleotide messenger RNA. RefSeq names its product ferric reduction oxidase 2. Lineage: Eukaryota; Viridiplantae; Streptophyta; Magnoliopsida; Myrtales; Myrtaceae. The coding region runs from base 4 to 2073 and encodes 689 amino acids. Gene Ontology annotation, cellular component: plasma membrane. The record is from RefSeq and is a predicted model, not a curated record. The transcript has 8 exons. Gene Ontology annotation, molecular function: oxidoreductase activity.